ACCAAAAAAGUCCAUCACUUCUUAUCUUACACAGCUUCUGAUCUCCUGGGAGGAAGGAUUUUUUUUUUAAAUUUUCUUUGAAACCAAGAACAAAACCGACAAAACAAGAUGGGAAGGAUCUUAUUUGGAGUGCUUGCAGCUGUUGCAUCUAUCAUGCUAGUGGACAGUCUGACCUGUAACCAGUGCCAAUAUGGACUUCUCGGGUUUUGCCUCAGCUCUAGCGAACUGACCUGCAGCACCAACACCAGCGUCUGCUUCACUGGAAAAGCAACUUUCCCAUCCGUCUCCAGCUCCGUGGGCUUCAACACUCAGGGUUGCCGUGAGCCCAUGGGCUGUAACGCAACCAUGAACGCUACCCUGAUUGGUGUUACCUACCAGACCAGAAUCGAGUGCUGCUCAACAGACAAGUGCAACCCCGUCCAGCUCAGCGGUGCCCCUUCCACAAAGAUGACCCUCACUGCCGCCCUCGGUGCAGCCAUCCUGGCCUCUGUGUGGGGAAGCAUGCUAUAAUAUGCCUACCGCUAAAUCACAAAAACAAGUGCUGAUUAAUUCAUUGAGUCUUUACAAAAACAAACGCUCCGUCCAAAAUAAAACAUUUGGAUCUUAUGAGUUUAUAAGUGAUUAUUUGUAUGCUCAUAUGGUGUGACACUCUUUUUUCCAUAACUCAGGUUUCGUCAUGUCAGGGUUUAAUUUUAAAAUAUAAAACACAAAACUAAUUUGUCCACAUUAUGGAAGUGGAACAAUGUAAUGUUUCAGGGAAACAUUGAGUUUGUAAAUCUUCCAUGCAACUGUCUUGCUUUGUCUUUUUUUUUUUUAAUCGAAUUGUAUUUAUCCAUUUAACUACUGUUACUGUUGUACUUUUUACACAGAACAGUGAUGUAAA
Molecule: messenger RNA, 883 nt
Organism: Larimichthys crocea (large yellow croaker)
Lineage: Eukaryota; Metazoa; Chordata; Actinopteri; Sciaenidae
Product: alpha-elapitoxin-As2a
Exons: 3
Coding region: 109-510 (133 amino acids)
Source: RefSeq, a predicted model, not a curated record